Akanthomyces muscarius is the source of this 906-nucleotide messenger RNA. RefSeq lists its product as uncharacterized. Gene Ontology annotation, biological process: signal transduction. Gene Ontology annotation, molecular function: GDP binding; GTPase activity; GTP binding. Gene Ontology annotation, cellular component: plasma membrane. The transcript has a single exon. The record is from RefSeq and is a predicted model, not a curated record. Bases 1 to 906 code for a protein of 301 amino acids. NCBI's taxonomy places the organism in Eukaryota, Fungi, Ascomycota, Sordariomycetes, Hypocreales, Cordycipitaceae.
AUGGCUUCCCACUACCCGACAGGACAGCCGGUGCAGCACCCCGCGCAGCUGCAGCAGCAGGCGCAGCUCGCCGCGGCGCAGCAGCAGCAGGCCGCGACGCCCUCGGUGCCCAUCUCCAUCACCAUCUGCGGCGACGGCGGUUGCGGCAAGUCGUCCAUCACGCUGCGCCUCGUGCGCUCGCAGUGGACGUCCGAGUACGACCCGACCAUCGAGGACAACUACUCGGUCACGCGCCGCGUCGACGGCACCACCUACCACCUGUCCCUGACGGACACGGCCGGCCAGGAGGAGUACCGCGGCAUGUGGGCGAGCUCCAACCUCGGCGCCGACGCCUUCCUGCUCGUCUACGACAUUACCUCGCGCGACUCCCUCGACGCGCUGCAGUACUUUGACGACUUGAUCGACAUGGAGGCCGAGACGAGGCUGGACAAUGCGGAGCGCGCGCGCAAAGCCGGUGUUCAACCUGGCGGAGGGGCAGCAGGAGGAGGAGGAUAUACAGCGCCGGGCUCAAAGGUGGUGCCCCCGGUCAAGAUUGUCGCCGGCAACAAGUGCGACCUGCAGCAGAGCAGGCAGGUGCCGGCCGCCGUCGGGCUGGACUGGGCGCGCAAGCGCGGCUGCGGCUUCAUGGAGACGAGCGCGCGCCUCGAGGUGAACAUUGAGGAGACGUUUGCGCUGCUGGUGCGCAGGGUCAUGGAGCGGCGGCAGCUCGCGCAGAUGGGCAUCCUGGACAACACCGAGAUGAAUGCGCGCGGCAUGACCAAGCCCCUGACGCCGCUGCCGCACGAGCACGGCACCAUGGGCGGCGCGGCUGGGGAGAAGCGCGGUGGGAUGGGAGGGCCCAAGAUGACGGGCGAGCGGUUCGGACGCGGGCAGGGCGGGUUCUGGAAGAGCCUGCGCUGCUGGUAG